Molecule: messenger RNA, 816 nt
Organism: Charadrius vociferus (killdeer)
Lineage: Eukaryota; Metazoa; Chordata; Aves; Charadriiformes; Charadriidae
Gene: BID
Product: BH3 interacting domain death agonist
Exons: 6
Coding region: 1-816 (271 amino acids)
Biological process (GO): apoptotic mitochondrial changes; positive regulation of extrinsic apoptotic signaling pathway; positive regulation of intrinsic apoptotic signaling pathway
Cellular component (GO): mitochondrion; cytosol; cytoplasm
Source: RefSeq, a predicted model, not a curated record
AUGGCAAUACUGGUAAAGCCCAAAAAGGUCGCUGUGAUGAACGUGGGUUUCAAGGCAAAUGGGAUAUGGGCAGCAGAGGCUCUGUACUACUUCAAGCCUCCUGUGGUCUCAGCUGUGAUGGUUCUGGAGUGGUGUUUAACUCAGAAGGAGUUAGUAUCAGAGUAUAUCCACUGUUUACUGGUUGUCAAGGACUUCUGGUCUGAAGCAGAAGGUGACAAGAGCUCCUCUGUCUCUGAAUCCAUCAUGGAACAGAUCAAUGAAUCUGUCCAGAUGGAGAGUGCACUGCUGUACACCUUCCUGGAGGUAUCCUCUGACUGUAGGUUCAGAGACCAACUGCAUUCCCUGCAAAGCCAGGAGAUUCUGUCUUUCCUGAAAGGCAGCUACUGCUGUGAUGAUGAGGUAGAACUUCAGACUGAUGGCAAUCGGAGCGGUCACUUGCAGAAUGGUGAGCUAGUGUUUGACCCUGAGGUAAAUGAAGAAGUUGUCCGGAUCAUUGCUGCUCAGCUCGCUGAGAUUGGAGACCAGUUUGAUAAAGAAAUCCAAGCAAGAGUAGUAAAUGAUCUAGUGCAGCACUUCCUGAAUGAGAAUCUGUCUGGAGAGGAGAUAACCCGGCACAUGUCAGAGGCAGUGGAAAGCCUUGCACGAGCCAUCCCCUCAGACAUGGAACGGGAGAGGGCCACAUUGGUGCUAGCAAUGGUCUUAACUAAAAAAAUUGCGAAUACAAUGCCUUCCCUUCUACAGCGUGUCUUCAGGACCACCGUGAACUACAUCAACCAGCAGCUUCACAACUACAUUGUCAGAAUGCUGCGUGAGUGA